Molecule: messenger RNA, 438 nt
Organism: Plenodomus lingam JN3
Lineage: Eukaryota; Fungi; Ascomycota; Dothideomycetes; Pleosporales; Leptosphaeriaceae
Source: RefSeq, a predicted model, not a curated record
AUGGAGCGCGCCAACGGGGGCGUGGAGGUGUCGAGCGUAUGUAUGAGAAAUAAGGAAGGAGAGCGAUUUUACGUUUCACCCGGGCCACUUGGGAACCGAAUGGACGACAAAAGAGAAAGGAAGUGGAAAAGACUCUGGCCGAGGGCGAGGCGCGAGAAGGUGCUGGGAACACGGGCAGCGGCUGCUGGCACUUGUGUCGCGUUUCUGUCCCACACGAGCCGUCUGACGAAGGCGAGGGCAAGGGCAAGGGCAAGGGCAAAGGCAAAGGACAAGGACGAGGACAAGGACGGAGGCGCACCGCCGAGCAGCGCCUACGGAGAAGAAGUGGGAAAGGGAAGGAAAGGAAAGGCCGAACGGGCAGGACUGGGUGAGGAGUUGAUGACAACAGCGCGGGCGAUGGUGUUCAUCUACCUCAAGUACGGACUGGGAGCGAAAUGA